GUAAUCAUGCGUGAAUGCCUGCUACGCGAAAGCUCGACCGCCCACUAAGAGGUAUCAAUCACGGGUCUGGUAAUUCGCUUCCAUGGAACACACCCUAUUACACAAUAACUCAGCCAAUUCUUCAAUCACAAGAAAAUCAUCAAAGCACAUUCACUCCUGGAUCGGCGCGCGCGCCCCUCCGCUGCGUACCAACGCAACCCCACGCUCUCACUGUUGUAAUCCUAGAAAUCCUUACAAGCGCUCUCCUCUCCUGACUUUACCGACUCACCUCAAAUUCCACCCACACUGCAACCAGCCAUCUCGAACUAGAAGUUUUUCGAAUCAAAACUAGCACGAAUCACAUACCCGCACGAUCCUCAGCCACAAUGUCGCUUCCCGCGAACAUUAACACCGCGGCUAGAACACCUUACUCAGAGGCAGCCAGUCUUGAGCAUUACAGUAGUAAAUCGGUGAAUGAGCUUAAGAUUCUGGCUAAGAUUCAUGGCAUUCCUGAUGGUGCAGAACCGAGGGACAUUGUCGCGAUUUUGAUGGAGAAAGAUCGAGUGAACGGUGUGUGGCCUGGUAUGUUUGAGGAUCCUAAAAAAGAAGAUACCAAAAGUUCGCGUGUCGCGCCAGUCAAGCAGACCUCAAAGGAGACUGAGACACGUUCUGAGACCAACAUCGCCACUAGAGGACAAUCCAAAUCUGCUUCGGUUGCUACCGUCCUCAAUAACAAUAAGAUCGCCGAAACUCCAACAGCCGCCACGACCGCGACAGGAUCCGAGAACGAUACCGCUAUUCCCAUAUCGCAGUUGAGGAAAGAGUGGGAUGGAUUAUGGGGCCCGCCUUUCGCUUUCUCCAAGGUCGCUCCUGUCGACCCGAAGUCGCAAGGCACGUCUAUAACUUCCGCCGGAUCCACACCCAUUAGGUCAAAGUCGCCUGUUUCUCCUGUUUCUCCUGCAUCUUCUGCUUCGUUGAAGUCGAAUAGGUAUGAAAUUCUCGCAACCGAGGAGAAAGAGCUUGUCGAAUCAGAGGAGCUGUUGACAGAUGCAACCGAGGAGGAUAUUCCUACUGCAAAGAUGAGUAUACAGAGCGCACCAUCUGUACAUGAGGAGUCUCUCGCUACUCAAACGUUCUCACACCAAGUUGACGGGGAAGAGAACGUAGAUCUGGCGAAUGAGAAUGCUGACGUUGGCAAGAAGACCAAGAAGAAGGGGAAACGUGGCAAGAAGGGCGGACAGAAAGUUAACAAGGCCAAGACCGACGCUGCCCAGUCUGCUGCGACUGAGAUUGAAAAGACCGAGGCAUCGACGUCCGAUGCUUCCAUCACUUCGAAGCAGGCUGGAGAUGUUCCGCUGCCAGUUUCGCCAGGCAAGGUGGAGUCUACGCUCGAGGUCUCUGGACCGCUCCCCAUUAUUGAGGAGAAUGAUGGGGCCAUCGUCGAGCCCUCGACGUCGGUCGCACCGACAGACAUAGACAAGCACGUCGAGGAACAAACCAAUGUUGAUCAGUUCAAGCUCAUCAAUGUUGAGGAUACUGAAGGGUCGCCAUCGCCUAUCGAAAUUCCGAUCUCACAGCAGUCUGCUGCCUCUCCACCUGCGGCCCCAUCUGAGCCAACAGUAAAGUUAUCCGAAAAGACUCCUAUACACAUCUUCCUUGUCGCUCCCCCUGUACCACCGCCUUCCACACAAACUGUACAAACUCCUACACCCCCUAAGACGAAGAACCAGAGGCGCAAUGAAAAGCGUAAGGAAAACAAGCAGGCGGCGACGUUGUCAAACAUAUACGACGUCCUCAUGUCUGAACAAUCCGGCGACGCGUCAACACCAGAUUCAUCUGAUGUAAAGGAGGAUGAAAACAAAGACAAUAGCGAGGGUACUGCUCCAGCAGCCAAGAAGAAGAAGCGUGGCACAAAAGGCGGCAAGAAGGCGCAGGCGCAAAAGAAGCACCAGCCUGUACCGAUCGUCGAAACUGCCACUACUCCCAUCGCUGAGACGGUUGCUGGACCCGUCAUCCAGACCGCUGUGGCAACCAAGAUUCAGCCGAUGCAUCUGGCUUUGGGUGCUGUUGUUGCGAUUCUUGCUGGUGCUGUGGGAACUUGGGCUAUAGUUUAAUGGGAAUGCAGAAGGAGAAAGAGGGUGUUUUUCGUCUUUCCGUGAUAUUGAUGGGAAUAUUUGAGUCAUUGGUUUAGAUCAACGCCGUACAAUGACAUUCUGAGUCUCUGGUGCUUGGGGGAUAAUGCCUAUAAGGACAUAGUAAUUACAUUGACGUUUCUAAUGAUGUACACGUGCAUCGCAUGU
Messenger RNA from Alternaria alternata, 2279 nucleotides. RefSeq lists its product as hypothetical. Bases 366 to 2093 code for a protein of 575 amino acids. NCBI's taxonomy places the organism in Eukaryota, Fungi, Ascomycota, Dothideomycetes, Pleosporales, Pleosporaceae. The transcript has a single exon. The record is from RefSeq and is a predicted model, not a curated record.